AUGGCGGCGACGCCCAACGGUUUAGCUGCUAGUAAUUUUCGCAAGAAGUUGAAUCAGACUGCGAACGAAAUCAUGCCUUCCGAGCACACCGGUCUCAAUGGCGACGCCGAACCCAACGAGCGCACCAACCUUCUCUCGAGAUAUGCCAGUACCGACAGCGGCACUCCUUACUACAAGCAUGACAAUCCCGCCAUAAGAUACCCCUUCCUCAUCGCACAUACCACCUGGGAGGUUCUCAAGACCAACUAUGUCAACGUCCUACUUGUCUUUGUGCCUUUGGGUAUCAUCUCAGGAAUCCUUGAGUGGAACCCCGUCGUUCAAUUCGUCCUGAACUUCAUCGCUAUCAUCCCACUCGCCUCACUAUUGGCCUUCGCUACCGAAGAACUUGCUGUACCACUUGGACAAACCUUGGGAGGAUUGCUCAAUGCCACUUUUGGAAACGCCGUGGAACUCAUUGUGAGCAUCAUCGCUCUUCAAGCCAAUGAAAUCCGCAUCGUUCAAGCUAGUAUGCUCGGUAGCAUCUUGUCCAACAUCCUGCUCGUUCUGGGUUGCUGCUUUUUGGCGGGUGGUCUCCGAUAUCCAGAACAAUCCUUCAACUCGACCGUCGCAUCUACCAUGUCGUCGCUCAUGACGGUAGCCACCUCAUCAUUGAUCAUUCCUGCGACCCUUUAUGCCGUCAUGGCGGAGAAUAAAUCGCAAGAAGAUAACAUCAUGAUCCUGUCGCGAGGCACUUCCAUCAUCCUUUUGUUGAUCUACGUGGCAUAUCUCUAUUUCCAAUUGAAGUCCCACGCCGACCUGUUUGACGAUGCUGAGGCUCAAGAGCAUGCCGGAGACGAGCCUGAACUUUUGGGUCCCUGGGCUGCUGGUGCCGCCUUGGUUGUAGUCACCCUGUUGGUGGCCAUCUGCGCCGAGUACCUCGUUGACAGCAUUCCUGCAAUUGUGGAAAAGGCACACAUCAGCAAGACCUUUAUUGGUUUGAUCCUGAUUCCAAUUGUCGGAAAUGCGGCCGAGCAUGUCACUGCAGUCAUUGUGGCCUGGAAGAACAAGAUGGACUUGGCAAUCGGCGUGGCUAUUGGCUCCAGUCUUCAGAUUGCCUUGUUCGUUACUCCCUUCUUGGUGGUUCUCGGUUGGAUCAUGGACAAGCCAAUGACCUUGCACUUCGAGACCUUCGAGACGGUUUCCUUCUUCCUGGCAUCGCUCGUGGUUGUUCUUCUCAUCCAAGAUGGCAAAUCCAAUUAUUUGGAAGGUCUACUUUGCCUGGGCAUGUACAUCAUCAUCGCUCUGGCUUUCUGGGUACUACCCGACAACCAAGAAUCAGGCCUCAACCUCGGCCACAAGCUUUUCAGCGGACAUGUGGCAAGCUGA
Exophiala bonariae is the source of this 1365-nucleotide messenger RNA. RefSeq lists its product as uncharacterized. Gene Ontology annotation, cellular component: fungal-type vacuole membrane. NCBI's taxonomy places the organism in Eukaryota, Fungi, Ascomycota, Eurotiomycetes, Chaetothyriales, Herpotrichiellaceae. Gene Ontology annotation, molecular function: calcium:proton antiporter activity. The record is from RefSeq and is a predicted model, not a curated record. Gene Ontology annotation, biological process: intracellular calcium ion homeostasis; calcium ion transmembrane transport. The transcript has 2 exons. The coding region runs from base 1 to 1365 and encodes 454 amino acids.